CACCACGAUGCCAGCCACGGGCCGGAGACAGAGGCCCAGGAGGCUUCCCGUUUGGACCCUUAUAGCUGUGUUUUUGGCCAAUCUGCUGGUCCUGACUGACACGUUGGCAGUGAUGUCCGUAGACUUGGGUAGUGAGUCCAUGAAGGUGGCCAUCGUCAAGCCCGGAGUGCCUAUGGAAAUCGUCCUGAACAAGGAAUCCCGGCGGAAAACCCCAGUGACAGUCACCCUGAAAGACAACGAAAGGCUCUUUGGAGACAGUGCAGCAAGCAUGGCUGUCAAGAACCCGAAGGUGACGCUCCGUUACUUCCAGCACCUGCUGGGGAAGCAGAACAACAACCCCCAUGUGGCCCUUUACCGAGCCCGCUUCCCAGAGCAUGAGCUGGGCGUUGACGAACAGAGGCAAACCGUACGCUUUCACCUCAGCCCGCAGCUGCAGUUCUCACCCGAGGAGGUCCUGGGCAUGGUUCUCAAUUACUCGCGCUCCCUGGCUGAGGACUUUGCAGAGCAGCCCAUCAAGGACGCUGUGAUCACUGUGCCAGCCUUCUUCAACCAGGCUGAGCGGCGGGCCGUUCUGCAAGCAGCCCGCAUGGCCGGCCUCAAAGUGCUGCAGCUCAUCAACGACAACACAGCCACUGCCCUCAGCUAUGGUGUCUUCCGCAGGAAAGACAUUAACACCACGGCCCAGAACAUUAUGUUCUAUGACAUGGGCUCAGGCAGUACCGUGUGUACCAUCGUGACCUACCAGACGGUGAAGACAAAGGAGGCGGGCAUGCAGCCACAGCUGCAGAUCCGGGGUGUAGGCUUUGACCGCACUCUGGGAGGCCUGGAGAUGGAACUCCGGCUGCGAGAGCAUCUGGCCGGCCUUUUCAACGAGCAGCGCAAGGGCCAGAAAGCAAAGGAUGUGCGGGAGAACCCCCGGGCCAUGGCCAAACUGCUGCGUGAGGCCAACCGUGUGAAGACUGUCCUGAGCGCCAACGCGGACCACAUGGCACAGAUUGAGGGCCUGAUGGACGACGUGGACUUUAAGGCCAAGGUAACACGCACGGAGUUUGAGGAGCUGUGUGCAGACCUGUUUGAGCGGGUGCCAGCACCUGUGCAUCAGGCCCUGCAGAGUGCAGAGAUGAACCUGGACGAGAUUGAGCAGGUGAUCCUGGUAGGUGGGGCCACCCGGGUCCCCAAAGUCCAGGAGGUGCUGCUGAAGGCAGUGGGCAAGGAGGAGCUGGGGAAGAACAUCAAUGCGGAUGAGGCAGCUGCCAUGGGCGCCGUGUACCAGGCGGCUGCACUCAGCAAGGCCUUUAAGGUGAAGCCCUUCGUGGUUCGAGAUGCGGUCCUCUACCCCAUCCAGGUGGAGUUCACCAGGGAGGUGGAAGAGGAAGCGGGUCUUCGCAGCCUGAAGCACAACAGGCGGGUUCUCUUCUCGCGAAUGGGCCCCUACCCGCAGCGCAAGGUCAUCACCUUCAACCGCUACAGCCAGGAUUUCAACUUCCACAUCAACUACGGCGACCUGGGCUUCCUGGGGACCGAGGAGCUCCAGGUGUUUGGCUCCCAGAACCUGACCACUGUUAACCUGAAAGGGGUGGGGGAGAGCUUCAAGAAGCACCCUAACUAUGAGUCCAAGGGCAUCAAGGCCCACUUCAACCUGGAUGAGAGUGGCGUGCUCAGCCUGGACCGGGUGGAGUCUGUGUUUGAGACCCUGGUGGAGGACAGCCCGGAGGAGGAAUCGACUCUGACUAAACUCGGCAACACCAUAUCCAGUCUUUUUGGAGGUGGGGCUACAGCAGACUCCAAAGAUAAUGGCACCGAAACUGUCCAAGAGGAAGAGGAGACUCCCGCUGAGGGCAGCAAGGAUGACCCUGGAGAACAGACGGAGGUCAAGGAGGACGCUGAGGCCCCAAUGGAGGACCCUUCUCCGCCCCCGACCCCUGCACCCAAGGAGGACUCCACCCCUGAGGGGGAGAAGGCUGCCCCCAAAGAAAACGAGGAGAAACCGGAAGCCCAGAAGCCCAGUGAGAAGGGGGCACCAGGGGCUGAGACCAACCCUCCAGCCCCUGAGGAGGAGAAGAAGCAAAAGCCCGCCAGGAAGCAGAAGAUGGUGGAGGAGAUUGGAGUGGAGCUGGUGGUUCUUGACUUACCUGACCUGCCUGAGGAUGCGCUGGCCCGCUCGUCACAGCGGCUCCAGGACUUGACACUGAGGGACCUGGAGAAGCAGGAGCGGGAGAAAGCGGCCAACAGCUUGGAGGCAUUCAUCUUCGAAACACAGGACAAGCUGGACCAGCCCGAAUACCAGGAGGUGUCCACUGAGAAGCAGCGCGAGGAAAUCUCAGGAAAGCUGAGCGCAGCAUCCACCUGGUUGGAGGACGAGGGCUUCGAGGCCAGCACAGCGAUGCUGAAGGAAAAGCUCGCGGAGCUGAGGAAGCUGUGCCAAGGCCUGUUCUUUCGGGUGGAGGAGCGCAAGAAGUGGCCGGAGCGGCUGUCUGCUCUGGACAAUCUGCUUAAUCAUUCCAGCAUGUUCCUCAAGGGUGCACGGCUCAUCCCUGAAAUGGACCAGCUCUUCACUGAGGUAGAGAUGACAACGUUAGAGAAAGUCAUCAACGAGACCUGGACCUGGAAGAACUCGACGGUGGCCGAGCAGGCCAAGCUUCCUGCUACAGAGAAGCCGGUGUUGCUCUCCAAAGACAUCGAGGCCAAAAUGAUGGCCCUGGACCGGGAAGUGCAGUAUCUGCUCAAUAAAGCCAAGUUCAGCAAGCCACGGGCCCGGCCCAAAGACAAGAAUGGCACCCGCCCAGAGCCUGCACACAACGCCAGCGACCAGGCGGAGAAGGUCAUCCUGCCACCAGACCAACCUGAUGAUGAGAAGCCCAUUCCAGAACCUGAGACGGAGGCUGCAGGAUCCAAAGAUGCAAAUGCAGAACCUCUGGAAUUAGAUGGUCCAGGAGCAACAGCAGAACCUGAGCAGAAGGAGCCAACGACAGGAGAGAAACAAACGUCAAGGAAUGAUGAACUGUAGCACCACAAUCCCUUCCUCAACCUCUUUUUAUUUAUUAGCCUUGGAGGUUUGGGGGUGCUGCCCUCCAUGGCUGGAGAGAUGUUCCUUUCCUCUCCCCUGUGAUCUCGGGGUGGGUAGGGGAGGAGAGCUCACCAUUCCUUCUAGAACAUUCUGUGGUUCAAAAUGAAAUUAUUCUAUUUUCAGUCUCCUCUCCACUCCCCCUCCCCUUGGUUCCCUAUCCAUCCAGGCCCUAAUCUGGGAAAAAAUCACUAUUAUGUCUUAACUCUGCUUGUGGGUAACGGAUGUAGUGGCUGGCAGAAAUGGGCUGACCUGGGUGUCCAGCUCCAGUCUUUGCUUCUUUCCUUUUGUCCACCCUAAG
Molecule: messenger RNA, 3365 nt
Organism: Suncus etruscus (white-toothed pygmy shrew)
Lineage: Eukaryota; Metazoa; Chordata; Mammalia; Eulipotyphla; Soricidae
Gene: HYOU1
Product: hypoxia up-regulated 1
Exons: 25
Coding region: 8-3007 (999 amino acids)
Biological process (GO): cellular response to hypoxia; negative regulation of hypoxia-induced intrinsic apoptotic signaling pathway; endoplasmic reticulum unfolded protein response
Cellular component (GO): endoplasmic reticulum chaperone complex
Molecular function (GO): ATP-dependent protein folding chaperone; ATP binding
Source: RefSeq, a predicted model, not a curated record